This is a messenger RNA of Zasmidium cellare ATCC 36951, 186 nucleotides long. RefSeq lists its product as uncharacterized. The coding region runs from base 1 to 186 and encodes 61 amino acids. The transcript is spliced from 2 exons. The record is from RefSeq and is a predicted model, not a curated record. NCBI's taxonomy places the organism in Eukaryota, Fungi, Ascomycota, Dothideomycetes, Mycosphaerellales, Mycosphaerellaceae.
AUGAAGUCAAGUCAGAUCUUGAGCUUGUUGCUCACCAUCACUGCUGCCAUUGCUGCACCAGUCGCUAUUGAAAGCACCAAUGGCUUGACUGAAAUCCAACAACGGGAAGCCAAUGCACUCCCUGAGCCCGAUGUCGCCUACAAGCGUGACGGCUCGACGGAGUUCGACCCGGACGAUGCUCUUUAA